Molecule: messenger RNA, 1654 nt
Organism: Drosophila sulfurigaster albostrigata
Lineage: Eukaryota; Metazoa; Arthropoda; Insecta; Diptera; Drosophilidae
Exons: 2
Coding region: 201-1568 (455 amino acids)
Source: RefSeq, a predicted model, not a curated record
GAAGUAGGCGAUUGUUUAUUUGCAUAGAAAAACAUGUAAAUGUGUUCAAAUAAAUUCUGGACUUAAAAUGAGCUAAAUCCAAACGAUCUAAUUUAGAAGCUGAUAAUUCUUGCUGUCUGGCAGGAGCAGACCGCAACAACAAUUUGGUCAACGAAUGCAAAAUUGGGCUGAAUAAUAAAUUAAUAAAAGACGAACAUAAAAUGUUUUGCUCCGAAAGUUGUGAGCACGGCAUUAAUGCGACCUCAUCUGGGCGCAUUUUGUGUUCGAAGAAGUCUGCUGCUCCAGUAGAGCAGCAAUCGCCUCAGAUGGGACAACAACAACAUCAGCAGCAGCAGCUGCAACAACAGCAACAGCGAUUGCGUUUCGAUCCUCAGCAACCGAGUUGCAGCAUGUUUUGUGAUGCAUUGCCGCCAGCAGAUUUGUGGAUGCAGAACUGCAAUUCGGCGCCACAGCGCAUGGGCACCUGCAUUGUGACCGAGGGGCCAGAGGGCUUAAGCAUCGACUGCAAUGUGCCAAUUCCGAAUUCCUUUAAUCUGGAUGGGUACAACCCGCAGUUGUUGUCAUUCCUAGCGACACCCGACGGUAGCGACAACAUCAACAACAAUAAUAAUCUUGGUGUGUCGUUGCCGGUUGAUCAGCUGCCGCAAUCAGUCAAGCAAACCAAAGUGGAACGUAACCGAAAGAAGUCACAACAGCAAUCGCAAUCAACAGCUAGCGUAUGCCAUUGUUGUUCUACAAGUUAUCCAACAAGUUAUGCGCCCUCGAAUGAGAUGAGCCCCGACAUGAAUGCUUCUCCUCCAGUGACUGUUAUGCCAGUUAAUCAGCUAUUGGCCUACCUCAGCGGUGUAAUGUGUCCGCCAGCAGCAGCUAAUAAGCCGCCUCCGUAUCCUCCUCAAAAUCUGCCACCAGUUCCAUCUUGCUGUCAUAUUCAAGUACACAGUUUGCAGCCUAUGCAACAGCAACAACAACAACCACCUCCAACAUUUGCUGCUCAGCCACCAGGAUUGAUGCGCUUCGAGUUACCCUGCAUGCUCACGGGAUUCACAUCGGGUCAAUUGCAUCCCGAGCAGCCGCAGCCACCGUUCGCCCUGCAGCUCUUGCCAUUGCCAUAUGCCGGAUCCAUGCCGUCCAUGCCCUCCAUUCCUCCAUUACCAAUUCCAGCUGAAAGUUUGCCUACGCAGUCAAAGCCAACGAAACAUUCUACAUCGACGCAGUCUACAGAAACUUGUGUCCCUCCCCCUGCAACACCACCCCUUACACCACCAGCACCUUCAACAGCAUCAUCGCCAACACAUUCGUUACCAUGUUCGAGUCUAGGAGAUGAGCCCAAAAAACCUAUUUUAAUCAGUAGGAAAGCGGGUCCACAACGCAACAAUAUUGAUGCACAACACUCCUACGGCCGUAGGCCAUCAUUUCCGCUGGGAAAUGGCAAUGGAAAUGGCUGUAGAAAUGGUAAUAGAAUCAGUAAUACAAAUGGUAAUGGCAAUAGCUGCAUGAACCCACCUUGGCAUUGCUCGCACUGUUCCCAUUGCUGCUAUCAUCCCUGUGAUCAUCAUCAGCGAUCGUAGGCGUAUCGAAAGUUAAACCAUAGUACUAAAUCAAUGAUGAAUAAAUAAAUAAACAUUUGAACUAAGUUUAUAUUUCCAGAAUUUUA